CUUUCACCACAUUUAACUAACCAAGUGAAAAUCCCUAUGCAAAGUGAUAGAUAUUUGACUUUACUAAAUCAGCCCCAGUGAGUCUGACAGUAGGUAUAAACUUUCUCUAGCUAGGAACAAUCUGAGCGGAUGUACUAAGAAUAGGAAGCCAGUGUUUCUCUUGUGUUGUUGUGCUUAGUUUACAGUACAUGCAGUGAGACUAAAAUAAACCAGAGGACUGGUGGCUUCUCGACAAGAAGGUGAUGGUAUAUCAUUUAUCAGGCAGAGGUCCCUCAGCUGUUUGUUGCUGCUCAAAUAAUCUGUUACUUGAAAGCUGUGCUAAACAAACUUUCUCUCCUCUACCUCUCCUAUGGAAGCUUCCACUGUUUUCUAAAAGAAGAAAAUAUUUGUGAAUAAGUAACGAUAAAGCUGACCCUGGAUAAAAAUCAAUAUGUCACUGCCGUGGACUUUAUUUUGCUGUAAGCAGCAGGUUGAAAAAAAUGAAAUCAAGAAAACGAAUAAAAGCAUAGAAAGUCCAAAUCAUGAGAAGGACAAAAUGAAAAUGAAACAAGAGAUCACACUGUUCAAUGGAGUUUCCUUAAUAGUUGGGAACAUGAUUGGAUCUGGGAUUUUUGUAUCUCCAAAGGGAGUUCUGAUGUACAGUGAAUCUUUUGGACUGUCCCUGAUUGUCUGGACACUAGGGGGCAUCUUUUCUAUGUUUGGAGCACUGUGUUAUGCAGAGCUUGGGACAUCUGUUAUGAAGUCGGGGGCAAGCUAUGCUUAUAUACUGGAGGCAUUUGGAGGAUUUACUGCCUUUAUCAGACUGUGGUCAUCUUUAUUAAUCAUAGAGCCUACGACGCAAGCAAUUAUUGCCAUUACAUUUGCCAAUUAUAUUGUUCAGCCAAUCUUUCCAUUCUGUGAACCUCCAUAUGCAGCUGUUAGAUUAAUAGCUGCAGCUUGUGUAUGCACCUUAACAUUCAUUAAUUGUGUCAAUGUGAAAUGGGGAACAAGAGUUCAAGACAUCUUUACAUAUGCAAAGAUUAUGGCCCUCCUGAUGAUAAUUUCUGUGGGUCUUGUGAAGAUCAGUUACGGCGAGACAGAAAAUCUCCAAAAUCCUUUUGAAGGGUCAACAAUUAAUGUGGGAUCGAUGGCUCUAGCUCUCUACUCUGCACUUUAUUCCUACUCUGGAUGGGACACACUGAACUUUGUCACAGAGGAAAUGAAGAAUCCCAAGAGGAACCUUCCUCUUGCUAUUGCUAUUUCAAUGCCUAUUGUGACUAUUAUAUACCUUCUGACCAACGUGGCAUACUAUGUGGUUCUAGACAUGGCAUCUGUUUUGACCAGUGAUGCAGUUGCUGUGACCUUUGGAAAUGAAGUUCUUGGCCAUGCUAAAUGGCUGAUUCCAAUAGCUGUUGCUAUGUCUUGUUAUGGCGGUUUGAACUCCUCUAUAAUUGCAGCGUCAAGGCUGUUUUAUGUCGGAGCAAGGGAGGGUCACUUACCUACAAGUCUAAGUCUGAUUCAUCUGCAGAACUUCACCCCUGUCCCUGCUCUUCUCUUUAAUGGGUUAAUGGCAAUUGUCUACCUGCUUGUGGAAGACAUCUUUCAACUCAUAAACUACUACAGCUUCAGUUAUUGGUUAUUUGUUGGUCUUUCUGUUGCUGGAUUAAUAGUACUGCGAGUUACUCAACCAGAAAGGUCACGUCCUGUAAAGGUCAGUCUGUUCUUUCCUGUGGUAUAUUGCCUCUGCAGCCUUUUCCUGGUUAUCGUGCCACUCUACUGUGAUACCAUUAACUCAUUCAUUGGUGUUGGAAUAGCACUCUCUGGAAUUCCUGCCUACUUUUUAGGGGUUUAUUUACAAGUUGAAAAGAGACCAAGAUUCCUUUCCCUUCUUUGUGAAUCAGUCACAAAAUACAUGCAAAUCCUCUGCAAUUGCUGCCUGACAGAUCUGGAUGAAGAGGAGAAGGAUCUAUAAGGUCCAAUAUGACUGCACUGCCUCAUACUUUUCUUGAGAGAGGAUUUGAGGUUUCAUAAUUUUGCACUAUAUAUAUAUCUACAUUAUGUGAUUUUUUUUUUCAUUUUAUAUUUCCAUUAUAUCAAUCUUUUCAUUAAGCUAAAUGUUUUAGUUAUGAACAUAAUCAGGACACUAAAGUACAAACAAGAGCUCAGCUAACUGUUUUUAGUGAAGAAAUCAGUCUUUUUAGGGUCGCAAUAAUAAGUACAUUACUAUACACACCUUGAUGUGCACAAUAUCACUCAAUAAUGUGUAUUGUGGCAAGAUGACCCAUUCAUUUUGAAUGUGC
Molecule: messenger RNA, 2279 nt
Organism: Rana temporaria (common frog)
Lineage: Eukaryota; Metazoa; Chordata; Amphibia; Anura; Ranidae
Product: Y+L amino acid transporter 2-like
Exons: 10
Coding region: 431-1951 (506 amino acids)
Biological process (GO): amino acid transmembrane transport
Cellular component (GO): membrane
Molecular function (GO): L-amino acid transmembrane transporter activity
Source: RefSeq, a predicted model, not a curated record